Penicilliopsis zonata CBS 506.65 is the source of this 783-nucleotide messenger RNA. RefSeq lists its product as hypothetical. The record is from RefSeq and is a predicted model, not a curated record. The coding region runs from base 237 to 653 and encodes 138 amino acids. Gene Ontology annotation, cellular component: COPII-coated ER to Golgi transport vesicle; endoplasmic reticulum membrane. Gene Ontology annotation, biological process: endoplasmic reticulum to Golgi vesicle-mediated transport. The transcript is spliced from 4 exons. NCBI's taxonomy places the organism in Eukaryota, Fungi, Ascomycota, Eurotiomycetes, Eurotiales, Aspergillaceae.
UAGCUUAACUGCCUGCUACCCACACACAAGCUCGACCCACCACAGCCAAACUCCAUUUCCGUCCUCGCGAUUCUCCCCCAACUUCCACCGAAGCUCCGCUUCUCUCGAACCCCUCAGACAGUCAUCGAGUCCAGUUCGAUUGUAUCAGCGCCGUUUAUCGCCUCCUCUCGUCUACCGUUGUGGUUUAUUUUCUUGUUUCCGAGGAUCCGUCGUACAUUGCUCGAUCACAGCUCAAGAUGUCCGGUGAAGCGUGGCUCUAUCUGCUGGCGGUGUUGAUCAACGCCGUCAACCUGUUCCUCCAGGUUUUCUUCACGAUCAUGUACAGUGAUCUGGAAUGUGACUACAUCAACCCUAUCGACCUGUGCAACCGCCUCAACGCCUACAUCAUCCCCGAAGCCGCCGUUCACGCUUUCCUGACCUUCCUUUUCGUCAUCAACGGAUACUGGCUGGCCAUUGUGCUUAAUCUGCCUCUCCUCGCAUUCAACGCUAAGAAGAUCUACGAUAACCAACACCUGUUGGAUGCGACCGAGAUCUUCCGCAAGCUGAACGUGCACAAGAAGGAAUCCUUCAUCAAGCUCGGCUUCCACCUUCUGAUGUUCUUCUUCUACCUCUACAGCAUGAUUGUGGCUCUGAUCCGUGACGAGUCCAAUUGACUUCGCUCGAAAACGGAACACGCAAUGCGCAACGGUGGUCUCGGCUGAGAUCGACCACGUGUCGCACAAGUACCUCUGUUGGAUCACGAGCUGCGUGGGAGAAAAAAAAAUACAGGAAAAAAGGAAAAAG